Messenger RNA from Durio zibethinus, 2231 nucleotides. RefSeq lists its product as uncharacterized. Gene Ontology annotation, cellular component: nucleus. Gene Ontology annotation, biological process: positive regulation of transcription by RNA polymerase II. The record is from RefSeq and is a predicted model, not a curated record. Gene Ontology annotation, molecular function: RNA polymerase II transcription regulatory region sequence-specific DNA binding; histone binding; chromatin binding. NCBI's taxonomy places the organism in Eukaryota, Viridiplantae, Streptophyta, Magnoliopsida, Malvales, Malvaceae.
UACAAAGUCACUUAAAAAGUUCAGUCGCAGGUUUUUUUUCUUUGGAAGUGCCGCCAAACGCCGCAUAGAGAUCAGAAUCAGAUCUGACAGAACCUAAGUACACGUGUACGGUCAGAUUAAGGCCCAAACGGAAUGUGAUCGUGCAGGGCACCAUCUCAUCUCAUCUCUUUUAGCAAAAUUCUCAAAAUAUCAUUUUUCCCAUUCUAUUUAGAUCUCGAUGCAAUCACCGUCCGUAAAAUCACCGGUUUGGUUUCCGGCCAAUCGCUGCCGGAAAGUUUUCCCUUGAUCCGAUCACUGAUCGUCGUGUUCGUAAAUAAAUAAAUCAAUCGCCUCAUUGCAGAGUUUUAACUGUUGGAGUUUUACAGCAAACUGGAAGCAAGAAUUCCAUCCAUCGAAAACUUUGAAGAAAAGCGAGAAAAAUGAAUCAGGGCUUUUGGAUGACAAAAGAUGCUGCGUGUUCAAAUGGUGGUGAGAUGGCAUAUGAUAAUUCUUCUAGAAUUGAGCCCAAGCGUUCUCAUCAAUGGUUCAUGAACGGUCCUGAGACAGACUUAUUUCCUAACAAGAAGCAGGCAGUUGGAAUUCCAACUACCAACUUAUUUCCUGGAAUGUUGAAUUCAAAUGUUUCUGCAUGGGGAAAUGCUUCCAAUUUUCAUUCAAUCUCUGGGCAGUUUGCUGAAAGGUUAUUUGAUACGGAAACAGCUCGAGCUGUGAAUUUUGAUGAUCGAAAUAUGCCAUCAGUUAGCACAGAGAAAGUUGAAAUGGGAAGAAGGGUUAAUGAGGAUUUAUUUACCAAUGAUUCUUCAUUUGGUUUAUCUAUGUCUCAUACAUUGGAAGAUCCUAGAUCUGGGUUAAACUAUGGAGGGAUUAGGAAGGUAAAAGUCAGUCAGGUCAAGGAAUCUGAGAAUCUCAUGUCUGCAUCAAUGGGACGUGUGUAUAAUAGCGUUGAUGAUAACUCUGUGUCAACAGGUCAUGCUUACAACAAGGUGGAAGACGGUUAUAUAUCAACAGGUCUUGCUUAUAACAAAGGGGAUGAAAGCAUCAUGUCUAUUGGUGAAACCUAUGAAAGAGAGAAUAAUGUUUUCAUGUCUAUGGGACAAUCCUAUGACAAAAGUGAGGACAGUGUUACCACUGGCUCAACAUAUAAAGAAAGUAGCAGUACCAUUGCAAUGAGCAAUACGUUCAAUAAGGGUGAUAACAAUUUCAUGUCCAUGGGUCAAACCUACAACAGGACAGAUGAUAGCUCCGUAACUGUGUGUCAUACCUACAAUAAAGGAGAUGACAGUGCCAUAUCUGUUAGUCAUAGCUACAAUAAGGGUGACUACAAUAAUUUGUCAAUUGGUCAGUCCUAUAGUAAGGGUGAGAGUAUUAUUAUAUCUUUUGGUGGCUAUGAUGAUGAUGAUACAAAUCCAUCAGGAAGUCUAAUAUCGGGCUAUGAUUUAUUGAUGGGUCAACCUUCUGUCCCAAGAUCUGAUGCACCAAAUGAUAAAGAGUUGGUUAAAUCCAAUGCUGAUGCACUUGUUUCUACUGGUAUUGUAACUGCCUCUGGAGCUGAAGUUUCUAGGAAGAAAGAAGAGCCGAAAACAUCAAAAAAAAUUCCUUCAAAUAACUUCCCUUCAAAUGUCAGAAGUUUGCUAUCAACUGGUAUGCUUGAUGGAGUUCCUGUUAAAUAUAUUGCCUGGUCACGGGAGAAGGAGCUGCGUGGUGUUAUAAAGAGUUCUGGAUAUCAAUGUGGCUGUCAGACAUGCAAUUUUUCUAAGGUGAUUAAUGCAUAUGAAUUUGAACGUCAUGCUGGUUGCAAAACAAAACACCCAAAUAAUCACAUCUACUUUGAGAAUGGGAAGACAAUUUAUGGGAUUGUCCAAGAGCUUAGAAGCACGCCUCAGAAUAUGUUAUUUGACGCUAUUCAGAGUAUAACUGGUUCACCUAUUAACCAGAAGUGCUUCCGGCUUUGGAAAGAGUCCUUUUUAGCUGCCACUCUUGAACUUCAGCGUAUAUAUGGAAAGGAUGAAGGGAAACAAUUGUCAUAAAACAACCAUGUUUAUUUGUAAGUGAAGAUCAUCUCUGUUUUGUGCAUGUGAACUGAUCUUUUUGACGAUACUUUUGGUUGUAUCUCAGCAACAUGUAGUUAAUAGCUUAUUCGAAGAGAAAGAGAUGAAAUUUAAAUGUUACUUUUCUCUCAGAAAGCUUUUAUUUUUCUUUAUGUAUCUUUUGGUGGUUCCCAUUUGUCUUUU